UCAAGUCUGAGCAACUCCAGCCUCGCUCUCCCCCUUAUUCUCCAACCUUCUCGUUCUCUUAGGCAGCAAUACCAUGGCUUACGUUACGCUCACCAACAUCACCGUGCUGGAUAACCCCACGGCCUUCACGAAUCCCUUCCAAUUUGAAGUCACUUUCGAGUGCGCGCAACCACUUGAGGCUGAUUUGGAGUGGAAGAUCACGUACGUCGGCAGCGCCGAGGACGAGAGCCGCGACCAGGUGCUGGAGGAGGUGCUGGUGGGCCCGGUGCCUGUAGGCACCAACAAGUUCGUGUUCCAGUCAGACCCGCCGAACCCGGACAUGAUCCCGGACGAGGACAAGGUCGGCGUCACUGUUGCACUCGUCACCUGUUCGUACCGUGGCCGCGAGUUCGUGCGUGUGGGUUACUAUGUCAAUAAUGACUACGCAGACCCGUUCUUACUUGAGAACCCACCCGCUCGCGUGGACGUGAGCAAGCUGCAGCGCAACAUCCUCGCCGAUAAGCCACGUGUCACGCGAUUCCCCAUUGACUGGUCGCCAGCGGGUGCUCAGGAUCCCAACGCUAUGGAGGAUAGCAACAACCAGGCCACUAAUGGCACGGGCUUCGGCGCCAUGCAGACUGGCGCACCUGGUGCUAGCAACGACUUGGACAUGGACUUUGUGGAUGAUGAGGAGCUCGUCAAGGCAGCAGCUCAACUCGACCACAACUACACCGACAUUGUCAUUGAUGGCAACGCUGCUGAAGGCAUGGAAGAGGACAUUGACCUAGAGGACGAUGAAGAUGACGAGGCAGACUCUGUCGAAGAAGCCGAGGAGGAAGACGCCGAUGGAGACAUGGAGAUGGAGGACAUCGAGCAGUAGUAAACGCGUCUUUGAUCUGGUGUCCAGACACGACAUGGCAACAAGACUAGCAGGAUGGAUGAUACUGUAUUUAUAGAGAAAAAAAAAACGAGAUUGAGAAGGGCGAAGCAAGUGGAUACAGAGCAAAGUUGGAUGGGAUGGAACGGAUGAAAAAUGUUUGAGUAUCUUUUCUUUCAAAUGGUGUUAAGUGGUCUAGUCUACUCUGGUAGUUGCGUAGUAUUACUACAUCGAUAGCUCACGUAAGCUUAGCGCAGCUUAAACUCGUGCAGCUGGUUGUAUGAACCGCUGCCGCCAUCGAAGCGAACGUUAAUGUCAAUGUCCAGGUCGCGAGGGUUGGCUGCAUUGGGCUUGCACGUCAGCUCACCCUCAAUGAUCUCGCCAGGGUUACAAGCAAGUUCACCUUCCAGGUAGAACACGGUCUGUUUCCAGUGCGUGUAUUUGGCCUUGGGUCCUGUGGAGAAGCUCAGCUUCUUGUGUGUUGCUGAGAACGUGCAGUCGAAGUAAGCCACCAGCGCAUGGCAGAAAUCCUGACGGAAAGCAGUCAGUUUGAAUGUAGACGAGAAAGCCAGCUCUUCCUUUGUGACCUUGGUCAGGUCAAUGUCCAGAAUCGGGCACACAUCGGUCAAUAGAGCGUCGGUGCCGACCGUGUCGACCAGUGGCUCUACCUUGGCGAUCUCCUUGAUGCAGCUCAUAUCGAAUCCGUACACGUUCUCCCAGAAUUCGAGCUUCUCGGACUUGUACUCGCCGUCCUCAAUGGCACCGAUGUAGAGUGUGGCAUGGUCCGGGAACAUGAGGCCACCAGGCACCAGGUACUUGUCACGGGCGUAGAGUACCGUGUCCAGCAUGGACUCGUAAAGCAGAAAGUAGCCCAUCCACUCCGAGAUGAUGAUAUCAACCUUGUCCACAGGAAGUGUAAGCUCCUCCAUCUUGCCCUGAAUAAGCGUGAUCUUGUCGGCGAAACCGUUAGCCUUGACGAUCUCACGUGCCUGAGUCAAGAUACCCGAGCAGUCGACGCCAUAUACGUGCUUGGCUCCAGCCUUGGCAGCAAACAUCGAGAGAAUGCCGGUGCCACAACCAACGUCCAGGACGACCUUGUCCUUGAAGAGGUGUUUGCUCUGUAGAAUGGCGUUCAUGUACGCCUUGGUACGCACGGUGUCCUUGAGCAUCUCCUCAUGAAUGCCGAAGUGCGAGUACGAGUCGAAGUAGUAGUCCUUGCUCGUCAUCUCCUUGGAGACAGCGCCAUUUGUGGGAGCGGGCGGCGGCGUUGCAGCUGACAUGGUGACAGCAG
Messenger RNA from Phytophthora infestans T30-4, 2147 nucleotides. Its product is annotated as histone chaperone ASF1-like protein. The record is from RefSeq and is a predicted model, not a curated record. Bases 74 to 859 code for a protein of 261 amino acids. Gene Ontology annotation, cellular component: nucleus. Gene Ontology annotation, biological process: DNA replication-dependent chromatin assembly; nucleosome disassembly; nucleosome assembly. The transcript is spliced from 2 exons. NCBI's taxonomy places the organism in Eukaryota, Oomycota, Peronosporomycetes, Peronosporales, Peronosporaceae. Gene Ontology annotation, molecular function: histone binding.